Cornus florida is the source of this 1852-nucleotide messenger RNA. Its product is annotated as flavonoid 3'-monooxygenase. NCBI's taxonomy places the organism in Eukaryota, Viridiplantae, Streptophyta, Magnoliopsida, Cornales, Cornaceae. Gene Ontology annotation, molecular function: heme binding; oxidoreductase activity, acting on paired donors, with incorporation or reduction of molecular oxygen; monooxygenase activity. The transcript is spliced from 3 exons. Bases 56 to 1621 code for a protein of 521 amino acids. The record is from RefSeq and is a predicted model, not a curated record.
UACCUACCACUGCAACUCCUUUAUAUAAGUUCUACAUAUUUUCUCUUUCACAAAUAUGACCACUAUGGCCUUAAUUCUAUACACACUAGUCAUUGGGUUCAUCCUAUAUUUCCUGGUUAAGUACCUUAUUACAACCCUACUAAACCCACACAAGCAGCACUUGCCACUACCACCUGGUCCGAGACCAUGGCCGGUCAUCGGAAACCUGCCCCACCUCGGCACCAUGCCGCACCACUCCAUCGCCGCCAUGGCUCGAACGUACGGGCCGCUCAUGCACCUCCGGCUAGGGUUCGUGGACGUGGUGGUGGCCGCGUCUGCUUCUGUGGCAGCGCAGUUCUUGAAGAGCCAUGAUGCUAAUUUCUCGAGCCGGCCGCCCAACUCCGGCGCCAAGCAUAUUGCUUACAACUAUCGGGACCUUGUGUUCGCGCCCUACGGUCCGCGGUGGCGCAUGCUGAGGAAGAUAUGCUCUGUCCACCUCUUCUCCACCAAGGCUUUGGAUGACUUCCGUCACGUGCGCCAGGAUGAGGUGGCAGUACUGACGCGCGGCCUGGCGAGUGCCGGUCAAACUCCGGUGAACCUGGGGCAACUGCUGAACGUGUGCGCCACCAACGCACUAGGGCGGGUGAUGGUGGGGAGGAGGGUGUUCGGUGACGGAACGGAUGCGAAGUCGGACGAGUUCAAGCAGAUGGUGGUGGAGCUGAUGGUGCUGGCGGGUGUUUUCAACAUCGGUGAUUUUAUCCCAGCCCUUGAUUGCCUUGACUUGCAAGGCGUGGCUUCUAAGAUGAAGAAGUUGCACGCUAGGUUCGAUUCAUUCUUGACUGCCAUCAUCGAGGAUCACAACAUCAACGGUGCUGAUCAAUCAAAUUGUGGUGGGUCCCAGAAGCACACCGACUUGUUGAGCACCUUGAUUUCGCUUAAGAAUCAGGUUGAUGACGAGGGAGGAAAGCUUACCGACACAGAAAUCAAAGCCUUGCUUUUGGACUUAUUCACGGCAGGGACUGACACGUCAUCUAGUACAGUGGAAUGGGCCAUAGCAGAACUUAUCCGCCAUCCAAAAAUCCUAGCCCAAGCCCAAAAAGAACUGGACUCGGUGGUUGGGCCAGACCGGCUUGUAACCGAGUCCGACCUAGCCCAACUAACCUUCUUCCAAGCCAUUAUAAAGGAAACCUUCAGGCUCCACCCAUCUACUCCACUCUCCCUGCCACGAAUGGCAGCCGAAAGCUGUGAAAUCAAUGGCUACCACAUUCCGAAGGGGUCAACACUUCUCGUUAACGUGUGGGCCAUAGCCCGUGACCCGGAUGUAUGGUCCGAUCCAUUGGAAUUCAAGCCCGACCGAUUCUUACCCGGUGGUGAAAAGCCUAAUGCUGAUGUUAGAGGAAAUGAUUUUGAAGUCAUACCUUUUGGUGCGGGCCGGAGAAUAUGUGCCGGGAUGAGCUUGGGCCUCCGGAUGGUCCAAUUACUGACCGCAACCCUAGUUCAUGCCUUCGAUUGGAAGUUGGCCGAGGGUCAAUUGGCCGAGAAGCUGAACAUGGAUGAAGCCUAUGGACUGACCUUACAGCGAGCCAUUCCAUUAAUGGUGCACCCACAACCCAGGCUAGCGGCCCAUCUGUACGGGCCCUAGGGACCUUAUCAAUUGAAUUAUGUUCUGUAUGUUACCUUUAUAUAUAUAUAUAUAUAUAUAUAUAUAUACAUAUAAAUUAGGGGCGGGGAAUUGAACACGGGAAUACUCGGGAGGUACACCUGUGUUUGCAAAACUUGGUAGUAUUUUAAUAUAUGUCAUAUCUUGACUUUUGUUCCAUCCCUUUCACUAAACCAAACAAAAUAAGUGAAGAACGCCUUCCUUUUCUCGGCU